Mytilinidion resinicola is the source of this 574-nucleotide messenger RNA. RefSeq lists its product as uncharacterized. The transcript has a single exon. The coding region runs from base 1 to 477 and encodes 158 amino acids. The record is from RefSeq and is a predicted model, not a curated record. NCBI's taxonomy places the organism in Eukaryota, Fungi, Ascomycota, Dothideomycetes, Mytilinidiales, Mytilinidiaceae.
AUGUCCUCGUGUAUGAAUAUCCUCAAAAUUAUCUUCGGCCGCAAUGGAGAUGCCACACUACCACCCGGGCUUAUUGCCGCACUCUGGUCGCUCCCCGACGGCGCCACUACUUGCGAUCUCUCACUAGACAACCAGCAUAGUCUAAAAGAUGCUUUAAAUCAACACCUUUCUAGCCUUCCCGACCGCAUCCUGCACGAUAUUGUCCACGCCUGUGCGUGCUUCACAAGAGGCAGUAUUCCUGAAUCCCUGUUCGAUACCCAGUCUACGGUCGUCUAUGUUACCGCGGGCGCUCUCGCUAUCACAGUCUUUGGAUACUUCGGAGCGAAGUACAUCAACCGACGCAUGGAGGACGUACGGCGAGAGGCACGCAAGGAAUACGAGCGAAAGCUGGACUCGGCUGAAACUCAAGCGCGGUUCAAUCAGUCACUGGUCGACGUGGCUAGGGAGUUUCAAAGGGUCAUGAAGGCGCAGACCUAAGUGCUCAAGGAGACCGUGAAGUAUCUGUCGGCAUUGUUGAUCCGGGAGGAGCAGGCUCGGUUCGAGUGGAGCAGCACUGAAGGGGUCUGGAGCGGGG